Penicillium antarcticum is the source of this 381-nucleotide messenger RNA. RefSeq lists its product as uncharacterized. The record is from RefSeq and is a predicted model, not a curated record. Lineage: Eukaryota; Fungi; Ascomycota; Eurotiomycetes; Eurotiales; Aspergillaceae. Bases 1 to 381 code for a protein of 126 amino acids. The transcript has a single exon.
AUGCAGCUCACCAAUGUCACCGCUCUGGUCCUUGGCCUCCUCACCUCCUCCGGCCUUGCCGCUCCUCCUUCUUGGGUCAAGCCUGCCACUAUCCAGCUCGCGAACGAACAUUCUGGUGCCAAUGCCAACGUCGCUGUUCCCGUUGAUGGCGUGAAGCGCCCUGUUCAGGAGCUCUGGGGCCACACUGCAGUUGCACACGAGGGCCUCGUUUUCGCCUCAAGUGCCAUGCUCACUGCUUUCCAGCAGACCACAGUCUGCGAGUUCACUGAGGAGCCACGUCUAGAUGUGAUCAUUAACGCCGAGAAAACAUACAGUUCUUUCGGGGGAGGUGUCAAGGACCUUUGCGCCGCCUAUGUUGUGUGCAAGUGCGAGGGCAUGUGA